AUGGGGGAUAUAGAUGCAAAAAUCAAGUCUAUUAAUGACAAAAUUAGAAAAGAGGAACUAAUGAGACAAGCAGCUGUAAGAGUAAAGUCUCAAACUUCCAAUACAACAGUACAAACUCAAUGUGAGAGCAAUAUUGAGAAUGCUUCAAGAUAUAUUGAAUAUCUAACAAAAGAAAUGGAAAAAUUACAAUUAAAGCAAAGAAACAGUUUUUCAACAACUCCACAAUCACAACGUAAUUCACAAAUUGAUUAUUAUCAACAAUCUCCAACAAUGUCACCUCAAGUUAUUAGUCAUAGUCCUUAUUCAUAUCCCAUAUCACAAAAUCAACCAACUACUAAUAGUAUUCCUUAUGGUCAACAACAUCCUCAAUGUUUACUAUUAUCAACUACAACUCCAAGAUCUCCUUUGACUAAUUUGGACCUUAUUAAAUCGAAUACACCAAUUACCACUCAAAAAGUUGCUUUAAAACUACAUGAACUUCAAUUCAAACUUGAUGUUGAACGAAAACUUAAAGAAGGCUCGGAAAAAUUGAUCAAUGCUGUUCAUUUCCAAGACCCAAAAAAUAAAAAAAGCAUCGCUGAAGUUCAAGAGAAAACUUUGGAAAGUAAAGAAAAAAUCUCUAUACUAACAAGAUCAUUACAAAAAUACAGACAAUUAUAUAUCGGUGAAGUAGAUGACGAUGAAGAGGAUGAUAGUGAAAGAGCUAGUAGGAAUACACCUGGAAUAAGGCGACCUGUCACUGGAAAACUAUCAAUACGUAUACUGCAUGCAAGGCAUAUUUCACACACACCUACAACACGAUCAAGUAAACAUUUAGACACAACUGUCACAAUCAAGAUUGAUGGUAUGUUAAAAAACAAGACACGUGUAUCACGUAAUGAUCGUUGGAAUGAAGAUUUUGAAAUUCAUGUUGAUAAAGCCAGCGAAGUUGAAAUUACACUAUAUGAUAAACUCCAUGAACAUCAUCAAGUACCAGUUGGUCUUUUAUGGAUUAAAAUAUCAGAUAUUGCUGAAGAGUUAAGAAAAAAAAGAAUCGAGGCUGAGAAUGGUCCAGGUUGGGUUACUGCUUCUAAUGCUCAAUUUGAAAUGCAAGGAUCACCUACCAGCACCAUCAAUACCACACCAUUAAACAAUAGCCAAAAUCCAGCAGAUCCAUACAGUAUACCUUAUGUUGCAGCAAAACCUCAACAAGGAACUGAAGCUUCUGUUCUUUCCGAUGGCAUUGAAGCUUGGUUUGAAGUUGAACCUGCUGGUCAGAUUUCACUAAUGCUUAAUUUCGAAAAAGAAAGUGUUAAUAAGAGACCACUAGAACUUGGUCGUCAAGGCGCACUUCGUAAACGAAAAGGUGAUAUACUUGAACAAAAUGGACAUAAAUUUAUUCAAAAAAUAUUCUAUCAAGUCAUGAAAUGUGCUUAUUGUGAAGAAUUAUUUGUUAACGAGGGGUUUCAAUGCGAUGAUUGUAAAUUAACAUGUCACAAAAGAUGUUAUACAAAGAUUGUUACAAAAUGUAUUGCAAAAUCAAAUGCAGAGAUGGAUUCUGAUUACAAACAACUUAGUCAUCGGAUUCCACAUCGAUUUGAUAAUCUUACCAAUAUUUAUGCAAAUUGGUGUUGUCAUUGUGGUUACAUAUUACCAAUAGGAAAAAAAGGAUCUAAAAGAUGUUCUGAAUGUACUAUUACCUGCCAUGCAAAAUGCGCGCAUCUUGUGCCUGAUUUUUGUGGAAUGUCAAUGAGACUUGCAAGUGAAAUGAUUGAUCAGAUUAAUGCAAAAUUUGCCAGAGAUAACAUCGCUAAUCCUUCUUCUACCCAUCAACAACCACAAAUUGAUAAAGUUGAACCAGUUGUUGUUCAUAAAACUCCUAAAAUUGGUUUAGAUGAUUUUACUUUUAUUUCAGUAUUAGGUAAAGGAAAUUUUGGUAAAGUGAUGCUUGCUGAAGAAAAAACCACAAAAAAACUUUAUGCUAUAAAAGUUUUAAAGAAAGAAUUCAUUAUUGAAAAUGACGAAUAUGUUAGUGGUGGUGAUUUGAUGUUACACAUCCAGAGAGAACAAUUUACAUAUAGAAGAGCUCAAUUUUAUGCAGCCGAAGUAUUGCUUGCAUUAGAAUAUUUGCAUAAACAUGGUAUUAUAUACAGGGAUUUAAAACUUGAUAAUAUACUUCUUACAUUAGAUGGACAUAUUAAAAUUGCAGAUUAUGGUCUUUGCAAAGAAGAGAUGUGGUUUGGUUGUACUACUAAUACAUUUUGUGCAGUUGAUUGGUGGGCAUUUGGUGUUUUGAUAUAUGAAAUGCUUUUGGGACAAUCACCAUUUCGUGGUGAUGAUGAAGAUGAAAUUUUUGAUGCAAUUCUAGAAGAUGAAAUUUUAUAUCCAAUCAACAUGUCUAGAGAUUCUGUUUCCAUAUUACAAAAAAAGCGUCUUGGGACUUCUAUAGCUGAUGCAGAAGAAAUUAAAAAACACCCAUUCUUUAAAGGUGUAAAUUGGAAUGAUAUGCUUGCAAAGAAAGUGCCGCCGCCAUUCUAUCCCACAAUUUCAUGUCCAACUGAUACUUCAAAUUUUGACGAAGAAUUCACGAAAGAAGUACCAGUACUUACACCUGUUCAGACACAAUUAGGCUCUGAGGAACAAGAAGAAUUUCGUGGAUUUUCUUAUAUUUCUAAUUGGAUUGCUAAUCCAGAAAAUUAA
Molecule: messenger RNA, 2679 nt
Organism: Entrophospora candida
Lineage: Eukaryota; Fungi; Glomeromycota; Glomeromycetes; Entrophosporales; Entrophosporaceae
Source: the annotation of a GenBank genome assembly